AUGCAGCUGGUGGAGGGCGCGGCCAUCUGGCCGCCAGGACCCCGGGCCGCCCCGCCCCGCCCCGCCCCGCCCCGCCCUCCUGGAGCCACUGGACUGGAGUGGAGCAGACCCAGAGCGGCCAUGGCACACCCCACGGCUCUGGUGGGGGCAGCGGCCUGCGAAGGACACCGGCCCUGGAGUCGGCCUUGUGGGGAGGAGUCGCGUGCCGCCAAGGCCGUCCCAAGCGCGUCUGGCGGUGUGAGGGCCGCAGGCAAGCCGGGCCCCCCCCAGCCCGACGGAAAUCGCUGCGAGGUCCUGGCUCCGCCCGGCACUCAGCCUAAAGAGCCCCUGAAAAUAGACGUGGAGAAAGUCAUCCGGACGCAGGCGCCAGGCCCCAGGAGGUCCGGACCACUUAGCGGAUGGAGCCAGGGGCACUCAGACUCCGCCAGGCGGGAGCGCGGCCUGCUGGCCCUGCGGGAGGAGGCACGGGUCACUGCCCCUCCACGCCAGCUCCAGCGCGGGCACCGUGCCCGCCGCCCCUGGCGCCCUGGCCUGGCCUCCCCCCACCACCCUGCGCCCUCCCACGUGGCACGCAGCCCACACACCCAGCCCCGGCCUCCAGCCACGGCCUCCUCCUGGACCCUGCCCCGACCUCCAGCCACGGCCUCCUCCCAGGCCCUGCCCCAGCCUCCAGCCACGGCCUCCUCCCAGGCCCUGCCCCAACCUCCAGCCACGGCCUCCUCCUGGACCCUGCCCCGACCUCCAGCCACGGCCUCCUCCCAGGCCCUGCCCCAACCUCCAGCCACGGCCUCCUCCUGGACCCUGCCCCAGCCUCCAGCCACGGCCUCCUCCCGGGCCCUGCCCCAACCUCCAGCCACGGCCUCCUCCCAGGCCCUGCCCCAACCUCCAGCCAUGGCCUCCUCCUGGACCCAGCCACGGCCUCCUCCUGGACCCUGCCCCAGCCUCCAGCCACGGCCUCCUCCUGGACCCUGCCCCAGCCUCCAGCCACGGCCUCCUCCUGGACCCAGCCACAGCCUCCAGCCAUGGCCUCCUCCUGGACCCAGCCACGGCCUCCUCCUGGACCCUGCCCCAGCCUCCAGCCGCGGCCUCCUCCUGCCCCCCCUCCUACCAAGCUGCUCCCUCAGCCCUGUGGGGUUGCAGCUGGGGCCGCAGAGCCAGCCCAGGGCCCCCUCGCCGCUGGCCAGAGCCGAAGGGGACAGAGCUCCUGGAAGACCACGCCGCCUGCUCCAUGGUGCCUUUCACACCGUGCGCCGCACGCAGGCCGUGGGCCUGACCGAGCCCAUCAACGAGCACCGCUACGGCCAUUACGGGGCACGCCCCGUCCCAGAGCCGGCUCGUCACGCCCCCCGUGAUUCUGUGUGUGAGCUACCUCCUUGCUGCCUGUGCCGGGCUGGCCUCAACUUCGAGGUCCUCCUGCCGCCACCUGCCCUGAGCCUGUCCUCUGGCGAGGCCGGGGCCGCUCUGCCCCCCGCGGCGUCCGCAGCCCCCAGACAGAUGUACCGCGGCACGUGGCCCACUGGAAGGGCCUUUGCCCACGUCACUAAGCCGAGGAUCUCGCCGGGAUGA
This is a messenger RNA of Dipodomys spectabilis (banner-tailed kangaroo rat), 1566 nucleotides long. RefSeq names its product formin-like protein 5. The record is from RefSeq and is a predicted model, not a curated record. The coding region runs from base 1 to 1566 and encodes 521 amino acids. Lineage: Eukaryota; Metazoa; Chordata; Mammalia; Rodentia; Heteromyidae. The transcript has 5 exons.